GCGCCAGAGGAUUUGUCUGAGGAAGGAGGCUGUAGCGAAGGACUCAGUCAACGAUAAAGAUUUCAAACUUGGACAUAUUUUUCUUCUGGAAACAGUAACUGGAUUAUUUCGAAAGGGAGAGGGAGAUAUUUUCCAGCUGUCUGUUGGGGAACUGCAGCCAUGGCUUCAAACAACUCCAGCGGAGUUAAACGAGAGGAAAAGGGGAGAAACAUCCAAGUGGUUGUCCGAUGCAGGCCAUUCAACACCAUAGAACGCAAGUCGUCCUACGGCGUCAUUGACUGUGAUCAAAACAGGAAGGAGGUGAUCGUGAAGACGGGAGGCGUGAACGACAAGGCUUCCAGAAAGACGUACACGUUUGACAUGGUGUUUGGACCGGCUGCCAAACAGAUUGAGGUUUACCGCAGUGUUGUCUGCCCCAUCCUGGACGAGGUCAUCAUGGGAUACAACUGCACUGUUUUUGCUUAUGGCCAGACUGGAACAGGAAAGACUUUCACUAUGGAAGGGGAGAGGACUCCAGACGAACAGUUCACAUGGGAGGAGGAUCCUUUAGCGGGCAUCAUUCCCAGAACCCUGCACCAAAUCUUUGAGAAGCUGUCUGAGAACGGAACAGAGUUCUCUGUUAAAGUGUCUCUACUGGAGAUCUACAACGAGGAGCUGUUUGACCUGCUCGGCCCCAGCGACGACGUCAGUGAGCGACUGCAGCUCUUUGAUGACCCCCGCAACAAGCGGGGGGUGGUGGUGAAGGGUCUGGAGGAGGUGACGGUGCACAACAAAGAUGAAGUUUAUCAGAUCCUGGAGAAAGGAGCCGCCAAGAGGAGGACAGCGUCUACGCUCAUGAACGCCUACUCCAGUCGCUCCCACUCGGUGUUCUCAGUCACCAUCCACAUGAAGGAGAUCACACUGGAUGGAGAAGAGCUGGUCAAGAUUGGAAAACUCAAUCUAGUGGACUUGGCUGGCAGUGAGAACAUCGGGCGUUCAGGGGCGGUGGACAAACGGGCACGAGAGGCUGGAAACAUCAACCAGUCUCUGCUGACACUGGGUCGAGUCAUCACAGCCCUGGUGGAGAAGAGGCCUCAUGUCCCCUACAGAGAGUCCAAGCUGACCAGAAUCCUGCAGGACUCACUGGGAGGACGAACUAAAACUUCCAUCAUUGCCACCGUGUCACCGUCCUCCAGUAACCUAGAGGAAACCCUGAGCACCCUAGAGUACGCCAGCAGAGCAAAGAACAUCAUGAACAAGCCAGAGGUCAACCAGAAACUCACCAAGAGGACACUCAUCAAGGAGUACACAGAGGAGAUUGAGCGUCUGAAACGUGACCUGGCUGCCACUCGAGACAAGAACGGCGUCUACCUGUCCACAGAAAACUACGAGACCAUGGUGGCUCAGAUCAGCGGCCAUGACGAGCACAUAUCGGAGUACAUCGACCGCAUCGCUGUCAUGGAAGACGAGCUCAAGAAGGUGACUGAGCUGUUUGUGGACAGUAAGACCAGACUGGAGCAGUGCACUAUGGACCUGGAUGAGAAGCAGCAGAGGUUGGAGGAAACGAACCGAGACCUGCAGCAAACCAAGGAGAAGCUGACAGAGGAGGAGUUCGUCUGCUCUGAGAUCAGCACAGCACACGAAAACCUCUACAACACAGCUGGACAGCUUCUGAGUACAGUCAACGCCAGCACCAGUGAUGUUUCAGGUCUGCAUGACAAGCUGGACAGGAAGACAAAGGUGGAGCGACACAACAGGCAGAUCCAGCAGAUGUUCGCUGAACGGAUGAACGGCGCCUUCAGCAACAUGCAGCUCUGUGUUCAGCAGCAACGAUCCAAACACCAGCACAUGCUGAGCAGCUACGCACAGGCCAUCGAUGGACUGGUCGUGAUGAACGAGGCGGCACUGAAAGGCGCUCUGAGCACCGUGGAGGCAUUUGUGGGCGGAGUCGGACAGCUGGUGGCAGAGGGCGUGGCCCGCUGCAAAGACAGAGUGCAGCAGCAGGGGGCACUGAGGGAGCAGGACAGGGACAGCGUUCUGCAGCUCCUGGAGGAGCAUCAACAGGACAUGGAGGAGGUCCUGGUGGGCCGGGUUCUGAUGGGUCUGGCGGCGGUCCAAGAGCUCGGCGACACCCUGAAGACCACAGUGGAAGCGCAGCGAGACCUGGCCGACAAGGUGGAGGCCAUGAAGCAGGUGGGGGUGUUUCUCAGCGGCCUGGCUCAGGACCUGUCGGGGCUGCGUGAGGCCAGCGUGGAUGGACUGAGCCGGCUGCAGGCUGAACAGGACAAACUGGAGGACGGCAUCAGACAAACGCAGGAAAGACACCAGACGAAUCUGAGGAGGACCAUCCAGUGUCUGCAGGACCAGCUCAACCUGCUGGACAUCCAGACCCAGACAGAAUAUGCAGAUCUACGCUCGGCCUCUAAAGCUCUGCAAACACCUCUGCAGAGCCUCCAGGAGAACAUCAGCAGUGGCUGUAGAUCCGCAGAGCGUUCGGUGUCGUCCCAGGCAGACCUCCUCUCCUCCACCUCCUCCUCCCUGGCCUCCUCCCUCCGUCUGAACGCCGACAACAGCCAACAGACUCUGGAGGAGGUGAUCAACUCCUGCUCCCACCUCCACAGCUCCGUGUCCGGUCUGGUGGAACGUGACCUCCGGUGGAACUCCACAACCCGUGAACACGCUGAGACUAAAGCCCAGGAGCAGCUCACUCUGAUGGGCACGGUGUCCACUGAAGCACAGCGCCUCCAGCAGAGUGUGGAGGCGUUCUGCAGUGAGCAGAGUCGGACGGCAGAACAGGAGCUUUCGUGUCAGCAGGAGGAGGUGAAACGGGCUUCAGCCGCUGCGCAGAAACAGGCCAUCACCGACGGUUCUGCGGUGGAUCAGGAGCAGGUGGAGCUGCAGAACCAGGUGGAGACCGCUCAGCAGACGGUCAACGGCUUCCUGCAGGACGAGCUGCAGCAGGACGUCCCCACCGGUGCCACUCCACAGCGUAGGGACUUUGUGUAUCCUCGGGACCUGGUGAAGUCGCGCAGGCGCAGUGAGCUGUUGGACAGUCUGAGGAGGGAGCAGCAGAAGCUCCAGGCCGCGAUGGAGGAAGAGGAGCAAGACGAAGACGAGGACAACCUGGGCCACGUUGAACAGGACUCUCUGGACGAUGAGCCGAGUACAUGUAAUGAAAGUGUGGCCACGGAGCCGUCCUUCAUCGACGAGAACCUUGUGUUCAAUGAGAGCAAACGUGUUCCCUUCUUCAAGCAAAAAAAAGGUGGCAAGGAGACUAAGAUCCCUCUGAGGCCAAAAAUGGCUGAAAAUGACCCAGAGCGUUCAACGCCGCAGAAGUCCAGGCUGCCCCUCCGCUGCCAGAACUAAAAAAGCUUUUUAUUAGCUUAUUUUUAUUAGCUUAUUUACUUCUACGUUUGUGUGUUUUCUACAUUUUAUUUCAGUGUCUGAAUGUCUGUCUGAAUUUAUUUCUCUUGUCUGAAUGUUAGGAUGCUUUCUCAUGAAUUCCCACUUCUUAGGAAUAGAAAUGUGUUAACGUUUUGAAAAUAAAGAGAUUUAUGGUCGUUUUCUA
This is a messenger RNA of Sphaeramia orbicularis (orbiculate cardinalfish), 3547 nucleotides long. RefSeq names its product kinesin family member 11 (gene kif11). Gene Ontology annotation, molecular function: microtubule binding; plus-end-directed microtubule motor activity; ATP binding. The transcript is spliced from 27 exons. Bases 160 to 3345 code for a protein of 1061 amino acids. Gene Ontology annotation, biological process: microtubule-based movement; spindle elongation; mitotic spindle assembly. Gene Ontology annotation, cellular component: mitotic spindle; spindle microtubule; nucleus. NCBI's taxonomy places the organism in Eukaryota, Metazoa, Chordata, Actinopteri, Kurtiformes, Apogonidae. The record is from RefSeq and is a predicted model, not a curated record.